AGGGCAAGUUACCACCAAACCACCAAGAACAAGACAAAGAUGCCAUCAGGUGCUGACGACACGCUUGCCAAGGCCGACCGAAAACUGACAUCCUCGAGCUCAUCCUUCUUCGGAUUCGGAGGCUCAUCAACAUCUAAAAUCGAGGAAGCACGUGAACUCUACAUCUCCGCUGCUAACCAGUUCAAGGUCGAGAAGAAGUGGAAAGAUUCCGGGGAUGCGUUCUGUAAAGCGGCCGAAUGUAGCUUGAAACUCGGCGAGAAAGAUGAUGCUGGAAACGACUUUUGGUCGGCCGCUAAAUCUUACAACAAAUCUAACCCUGAACUCGGUAUUGCUUGUCUACGUCGGACUGUAGAGAUUUUGAUCGAAAAGGGUCGAUUCCGACAGGCCGCCGACCGACAAAAAGAUAUCGGAAGGAUUUUCCAACAGGAUGCAGGAGAUUUACAAGGCGCCUUAGAUGCGUUUCUACAAGCAGCCGAAUGGUAUGCCCAGGAAGAUGCCCAUGCGACUGCUAAUGGAUGUUACAAAGAUGCAGCAGAUCUCGCGGCUCAGUUGGAGCAGUAUCCAGUGGCGAUUGAGAACUUUGAAAUCGUCGCUCAGAACUCUCUCUCCAGUCCACUGACUCGAUACAACGUCAAAGAAUACUUCUUCAAAGCCGGAUUAUGUCAUCUGUGCACAGGCGAUGUGGUGAGCACGAAACGGGCGAUCGAGAAGUAUGCCGAAUUGGAUCCCAGCUUUGUUCAACAACGAGAGUACAAGUUUUUGUUGGCGAUCGUCGAUGCCUAUGACGCUGGAAACCAAGAAGAAUUCACAAACCAAGUGGCCGAGUUCGAUUCGAUGAUGAAACUGGACAGUUGGAAGACUGCAAUCUUACUGAAUAUCAAACGCGGUAUCCAAGAGGAACCCGGCUUACUCUGAACCUUGCAUCCACUUCUACAUCCAUCUCAUCUCUCUUGUUUCUUUCUUUCUGGAAGUUUUCUCUUGUUCAGCUUGGUGCGGUUGCCUCACAAAAAAUUUGCAGCACUAGUAUCAUUUCCUAUGCUUAUCUUCCUCUUUUGCUGACUUCAAAGAAACUCGUGUGUUCUUCUUUCAAGCAAAAGAAGCUAAAUUUCAGAUCCCCUGUCAUAUUUUCUUUGUGUGUAUAAAACUCUGUUCAUUAUAUAUCUCUCCAGUCUACAUAGUUAUCUCCACCUUUCAAAAAGGUGAUUGAUUACUUUUAAACACGCCAUGAUCAACAUUUUUUUGAGCCUCUAAAAGUACCAAGAACAACAAAAAUUAAGUAAGAGGCUAUUAACCAAAGGCAACAAGAUAUAAGAAGGGAGUUUUGUAUGUAGUCAGACCUAGUGACUUGCAUAUCACGAACCGAUGUAGUUUCAUG
This is a messenger RNA of Puccinia graminis f. sp. tritici CRL 75-36-700-3, 1375 nucleotides long. RefSeq lists its product as uncharacterized. Gene Ontology annotation, biological process: SNARE complex disassembly; intracellular protein transport. Bases 40 to 915 code for a protein of 291 amino acids. Gene Ontology annotation, molecular function: soluble NSF attachment protein activity; syntaxin binding. Gene Ontology annotation, cellular component: vacuolar membrane; SNARE complex. The transcript has 5 exons. Lineage: Eukaryota; Fungi; Basidiomycota; Pucciniomycetes; Pucciniales; Pucciniaceae. The record is from RefSeq and is a predicted model, not a curated record.